GGGAAGCAUAUUCCAUUCCUCUCUUUCACACGGACAAUUGUAUUAUACGAAUGAAAAAUGUUCUUGCAUUUACUGCUACCCCUCCGCCCUCGCUACUAUAAAUGCGUUUCAACUUCCUUAACUUUUCAAAAUUGCAGUCGGAAAUAUUUCUCGUUCAAAUAUGCGCAGGAAAGCGAAGCGAAGCUGAGCUUCGCUUAAAAUUCAGAUUUCAUCUUCAUUUCUCGGAUUCUUCUUCGAUCGAUCAAGGCGUUACCACGGCUACAGAAAAAGCUCUCAUCUUCAGUUCUGAUUCCACAAUUAAAUGCAUACGAUGUUCUUGGAAAAUAAGCGCGAAACCGAAGGUCCGAAGUUACAAUCCGGCUUCGUGUCACCAAUCAACUUGAUGAGUGUGGCAGGCAGCCGCCGCUCUAGGUCAGUGUUUGAUCCGUACGCAUCCGACAGUUCGGAUUCCCCGUCUCCGCUGAUGAAGUUCCUGCGCUCUGUUGAUCCGGCGGCCGGAGGUGCCUCCUCGCCGGGAUUCGUCACACCGGUCAAGGUCGAGGAAGAUGUGAUUGUCAUGGAUGGGAUUUCGGUGCCUAAGUCCAACAAAGGAAGCGGUGAAGUCAGAUUGAGAUUACCUUUGAUGUCAUCAAAUUCUGUCAAUUGCAGUUAUGGGAAAUCAAAUUCGACUGGUUCGUCGUCGUCGUCGGGGAGUGGCGGUAGACGCAGCGGCGUUGAAAAUAGCAAAUCCUAUAAGAAUAGGGUGUGCCAUUUCUGGGAGACUUCUGGUAUAUGCCAAUUUGGUUCCGAAUGCCAGUUUGCACACGGCAAAGAGGAGCUGCGCCACCAUCGGUGGUUCCCGGGCAAGAUCAAACUUGAGAUCUCCAAACUGAACAGCAGUAUCGAGGGAUCAAGCCCAAGCCCAACCCCAUCACCACAUGGCUCUAAGUUUCUCCGAAACAGCCAAGUCAAGGCGGCAGCAGCAGCAGGAGAAGAAGCCUUCUCAUUGCCAUCACUAUCAUCGCUAUCACCAAUCCCAGCUAAACUAGUUUCUGGAACUAGCGCUAUCCCAAAUACUGCUCUGCUCAUAUCGGAAUGGACUCCUCAGGUUGAUGGGAUUGAGGCCACUUUGCCUUGUGUGGGAAAGAGUCCACCAAAGGAAGAUGUAAGUGCUUAUAUUGAGAGUAUUCUGUAUGGGGCUAAGACAAAGAAGAGGCUGCCUGUAUUCGUCGAGAUUUGCCCUGACUCUUGCUGAAGGGGGAUCACUGUGUGGUAAAUAUGGCUGCUUUUGCUGAUACAACUGAAUUGGUAAGGAUUUACUGUAAUUACUAGCUACUUACUGAUUUUUCACUGUGAAUGAUUGUGGUUACUGAGUGAUGAUGAGGGAUUUACUGUAAUUACAUUUUUGGCCUUGGAAUAACAAAACUGUUAAUUGGUUGUGCUA
Salvia miltiorrhiza (redroot sage) is the source of this 1423-nucleotide messenger RNA. RefSeq lists its product as uncharacterized. The transcript has 4 exons. NCBI's taxonomy places the organism in Eukaryota, Viridiplantae, Streptophyta, Magnoliopsida, Lamiales, Lamiaceae. The record is from RefSeq and is a predicted model, not a curated record. Bases 302 to 1234 code for a protein of 310 amino acids. Gene Ontology annotation, molecular function: mRNA binding; metal ion binding.